AUGGAAAACGAAGAAGGCAUCUCUGUCCGGCCUAUGAGGCUCAAGGUCCUCUAUACGUUCGAUAAUGAGAGCAAAACCAACUGCCUUGCCAGGUGGCCUCACAUCCUAGAUAUCCAAACCGCCUACCUUGACGAAUCCACCCAGGUUGGCGUUAUCGAGCUGAAAACUUGCAUUCAAACUAUCGUCUCGGCUAGUCCUGAAUUGGUUGCAAAGCUUGGACGGGAUUACACGGUUUAUGCGUACGACUAUUCCGAAUAUGAGACCCCACUGGUUGGUCAAGGAAUGCUUUCGUGGGUGUUGGCCUCAGCCUCACCUACACCCAAUGCCCCCGCACACCAAUCCAAAACCAUAGUCACGGGGCGUGUCUGCAAAAAUUUGGGGCUGUUUGCUAGAGGUGCACAGGAGACCCUUGAGGUCAAGCUUCGACUCGUUCCCGUACCGACCGUUCUUCAGAGCGAAUAUCUUGAGAGCAUGCAGAAGUACCGUGAACUGAGCAAUGUCAUCCCCCACGACUUCGAUGCGCAAGCAUGGACAGCUUUUUUGCAAUCGAAUCCUGGUCUGAUGUCAGGUUCCAACACAUCCUCGCACAUGGCCGAAUCCGAACACACUACGCUCGACAGAUCUGGUCUAGAGAAGCUUCAGCAACUCCUGAGUGAUGGUUCCACGCCUCGUGAGCUACCAAAUGUCGGCCCAGGAAGCUUCCGUGCUGACUCCCCGACCCAUUUUUCAAAUAACGCCCCCAGCCGAGCCUCAACACCUGGCAUGGCUCGGUCAGCAAGUCAACAGAAGAGAUCCGCGGACGAGACACUUCGUCCAGCCUCGAGAGCUUCCAUACUUAGCCCAGACUCCUAUAGAAAUACCAGCCGAAGAGGAUCCAUCAUGUCAGGCUACGGCAGUGGGGAUGAGGCAGCAGAGGGACCAGCUCCAAAGAGGGCUAAGUUGGUUAGAACUGAUACUUCGGGCAGUGUGAACACAAAUAUUGAACGGCAGCCUAAUUCUCUACGAGUGGCUGCGAGCACUGCAGCGUCUGUGAGAAUCCACCGCCCAACUCCGAUCAAUCAGGCUGUCCAUCCAUUACUAUCAAACGAGGAACCAGUCCGUCCACCAACACCCGUGCCAUCCCUCACCCAGGGCCCCAACCGCCGAAACCGUGUUGCUCCAAGCAACUUACGUCGCCAGUCAUCCAGCAGAUCCGAUUCGUCGCAGCAUUGUCCACUAAUUGCCCCAAUGCCGGUGUCUAGCAAUCGUCUUGCCUUUGACUCACAGGCUACAUCCCCAGAAGACCAUCAUUACAGCAUGCUCACCGAUACACCUUUCAAUAUGCCAUCAUCGCCCCCUAUCAUGGAAACUAACUACGCCCAAGCUUCGAGCCCUGGUCUCCCUCCUAUGUCCGACCACGACUCGGGCUUUAUGAGUGCUCAAUUUGAGUCAUUGAUUGAUGACGACAAUUACAACGAGGCCUCAAAAUCCAAUCAAAGUGGGCCAGUCUCGCAGCCAUGUGGAAACCAACCCAAGACUCUCAUGAGUAGUAUUCAACUCGAGAACUCCGCGGGAGAUUCCGCGCUGGCUCUUCCACCUCAACCAGCCAGAAUAUCAAACUCACGUCCCUCUUCCAGAGCGAGCAUGAAAUCGAUCAAGUCUCGAGUUGCUCCUAGCCAACGAGCAUCGUCUCAUAUUCAUCGUCCUACAGUACCAGCCAGUGACCCCAUUCGGCCAUCGCAGCCCUGGCAACCACAGUCGCAGCCGGUCCAUCCUCUAGCAAACGAACUGCCAUCUGUAGCUACCCCUGGUCCAACCACCCAGCAACCAAACCAGAAACCUCGCAGUGGAGCUGGUGCUAAGCGGACGAAACAGGUACAAGCUCGUCUAGAGCAAUGCAUUCGCGAAGGAACAGUGCCUCCAUUCUGCGAAAACUGCGGUGCCAUUGAGACUCCAACAUGGCGACGCGCCCAUUCAAAAGUUAUACCAGGAAACGCAGAGGAUGCAGAGGUCUAUAAUGAUGAUCCAGCUAUCCUAUUUUGGGAGCCGGCUGAGCCAGAAGAGGAUGGAUCUUAUACCUCUAUCAAAAUUUAUAAAAAGUCACUUUCCCAUGACGACCUAGAUUUUGUCCAGCUUUUGCUAUGCAACUCAUGUGGAUUAUGGCUCUAUAAAUUCAAGACCAUGCGACCCGAACACAAGUGGCACAAGUCAGGUCCAAAGGACAAGCAAAAACGGAAGUCAAGCAGAGUCAAGCCACUGGAAACACGAUCUCGUCGCAAAGCCCGUAAUGCUCGAGGCACGGAAUCUUCACCAGGUCCUUCAGACGCAUCGUCUCCUGACGGUGAUGAGGGAGCGACUACUCAGGCAGAAAAUGAUACCCAGGCGGAAAACGAUAGUGAAGACAAAGGCACCUCAAAGCAGAGCGACAAGAGAAGGGCUAGUAGCGCCGAGCCGCCUAAGUCAGCAGAGAAACGCGACCGGUGGAGGGAUGAAGAUCCAUUCGAGGCAUUGAGACGGGCUAUCCAGUCAAGUCCUGCCAGAAACUUGGAUUCAUGCAAGCCUCCGUUCUCAGAGACGCAGCUUACCCCCAAACCCGUCCGUAGGGCUUUGUUUUCCUCGAAUAAGGAGGGCGAGUCCAUGAAAACCCUGAGCGAUGCAUUGAUCAAUGGCCUACGUCGCAGUCCUCGGUCAACACCCAAGCAGCCCGGCAAGACCGUAGAUCAGGAGAAUAUUCCCCGGACACCUGCCGACGGCCUUGAUCACCUUUUCAAGGACGCGGAAGAUGAUAAUAUGCUUGAAUUCCCUGGCAGCCCAACCCCAAACCGCCGAAACAGGUCAAUCCGGUCUAAAAAAAUCCACGAUGCUACUACACACACUUCACCAUCCCAACAAACUGCCCGAGUCCUAGCUCAGGGCUCGAAAGAUGACAGCUGCCGACCAGGCUCCAUGUUGAUUAGCCCAAACAAAGGCCUCGACACGAUGGACAAUAUGGUUCUUAAUUUCUUGGCUUCGGAUAUGGACCCAUUUGCAAACACCGACUCAUUCUUCCAGUUCGAUGCACCCAAGACCCCCAAUAGCGAUCACUGGGCGAACUGGGAUCCAAAUGACUGCCUCCCGCAAGAGAACAGCGCCUCUCGCCAGCGCCAAAAGGAUGUUACCAACACUCCUGGCUCAAAGGAUAAAUCCAAGUCAGGAGGUGAGAACCCUCAAACUCCAAGGCGCGCCCGUAGUGUGCCAGCCAUUUCACCUUUCAAAUCCUUUCUUGAUAGUGAAAUAAACGAUAUUUCAGGCAUGCCAGAGUCUGAUAUAUUUGACGCUGCAUCACUCGUCGAUCCGCAGCUGAUGAAUCUGUGGGCGAAAGACACCACCAAUCCAUCACCUCGUGCCAAUGGUACGGACGGCCUCGACCCAGCGGUCUUCUCCGCGAUGAUGCAAGAGAUUCGCGACACCACCAGAGGCCCAUAG
This is a messenger RNA of Arthroderma uncinatum, 3444 nucleotides long. RefSeq lists its product as uncharacterized. The record is from RefSeq and is a predicted model, not a curated record. Gene Ontology annotation, molecular function: zinc ion binding; sequence-specific DNA binding. Bases 1 to 3444 code for a protein of 1147 amino acids. NCBI's taxonomy places the organism in Eukaryota, Fungi, Ascomycota, Eurotiomycetes, Onygenales, Arthrodermataceae. Gene Ontology annotation, biological process: silent mating-type cassette heterochromatin formation; regulation of transcription by RNA polymerase II; rDNA heterochromatin formation. The transcript has 4 exons.